UGACGUCAUUACAGCGUACUUUCUUAUUUGCAGAACGGUUAUUUUGGCGUUGUACGCGUCUUACAAUACCAUGCUGGAAAAAAGGAUAGCAGUGGGGUAUAUUUUCAUUUCACUUUCAAUGAAUUUGAAUAGUUUUUGUUUCGAUUUAUCAUCAAUACCUCAAGACAUUUUACCUGUGUACCAACACCGAUCAGAACGUGCAAUCUCAUCGCUCGACAUACUGAAGAACAAGGGGACCUGGCAAUUCUCCAAGCAAGAAAUAAAAGAUGUUUUCGAAAAAUAUUAUAGCUGCAUAAGAGAAGCCAACCUAUCAGAAAACCGCAUUCAUGAUCCGCUAGUCGCCAUUUUGGCUCUGGAAGGACAACGAGUCGAGUUGAAGUGUCCCGUUUGCCAGAGACCCGAUCAAGAGCCGAAGAAGUUCCAAAUGUUCUGGCAGCGCAUGCGCGUAGUGGAUUCUUCGACGUCACACAUUGCACCAGAGACACGCAACAUGAAUAUUCUGAACGAUAUGACGCUCGUCAUAAAGCACAUAGACGUCGACGAUGCGGGUCAGUAUUUCUGCAUACAUCAGGGCGACCCGCUGGUGAUCUACCAGGUGGACGUGCUCUUCCGGGAGCCACAACUCACCGUCUUCGAGAACGAAACGAGCCGCCUGCAGCCGCCAAGGCAACUACUGGAUCACAAUAUAAAGGUGUACAGUCAUUGGUCUGAGUGGGGGGAGUGUGACCAGUGUGGCAAAGAUGGCCGCCGCGUGAAGUUUGGCACGUGCAUGGCACAGAAGAUCGACAAAAGAGAUCCUAUUCUUCCAGUCGAUGUCCCAAUCAUCACCCAAUAUCCGCAUGGAGUGCCUUGCAGGUCUACCGUGUUUCCUCGACCAGUGGCCAAUAUUCCUGGCAUGAAGGACCGCCGCAGUGAGCUCAUCGAGGGUUCCUGCAACGUGGGUUGCCCGACCACCCCACCGCCGUUACAAAUAACCGACAGGAACGGAAAAGUCAUAGAAGUAAUAGGAGGCGGCUAUCACCCACUUGGAAGGAAACCGGAACUUCCAAGAAUGGUUGUUCGGAGGGUCCGCUAUGUCGCAGAGGACUCGAAAGAAACGCUCGCGUGCCCUGUUCGCACGAAAGAGAGGUCAAAGGUACGGUGGCUGCGUGGUGAGCGCGUCAUUAACGCGCGCGAUAUUGGUCGAAUAACAAAAGGCCGGGUAAGGAUCGACCGCUUAAACAGACUAACAAUAUUCAGAAUCCGGAAACUCGACAGCGCCCCCUACAGUUGCUGGGUGUGGCAGAAGCACAUUGCUACGUUCAAGGUGCUGGUGUUUAAGGGUAUGGACGAGAACCUGAAGAACUACAUCACAUACGGCGGCCUAUGCCUCACUGUGGUGUCCGUAGUGCUGUUCUGCGUGUGUAAAGUUUGCUUCGGAAGAUCACGGCGACACAAACUCUAAAGACGCGUAUUGUGUUUGUGAUUGUCUCAACAUUAAACAUUUGUCAUGGGCUGAAGAUGUUCGUUCAACAAGAGACGAAUUCUUUUCUGUAUACUUAGAUACAAGAAUAAAAUCAUUGAAUGGCUA
Messenger RNA from Dreissena polymorpha, 1570 nucleotides. Its product is annotated as Ig-like V-type domain-containing protein FAM187A. Bases 71 to 1444 code for a protein of 457 amino acids. The record is from RefSeq and is a predicted model, not a curated record. The transcript has 5 exons. Lineage: Eukaryota; Metazoa; Mollusca; Bivalvia; Myida; Dreissenidae.